Molecule: messenger RNA, 6260 nt
Organism: Mus caroli (Ryukyu mouse)
Lineage: Eukaryota; Metazoa; Chordata; Mammalia; Rodentia; Muridae
Product: zinc finger X-linked protein ZXDB
Biological process (GO): regulation of transcription by RNA polymerase II
Cellular component (GO): nucleus
Molecular function (GO): transcription coregulator activity
Source: RefSeq, a predicted model, not a curated record
CGCCUCGGCUCUGGUUCCAGCCAAGCCUCACCGACGCCGAGAUGGAAAUCCCGAGGCUGCUCCCGGCUCGCGGGACACCGCAGGGCGCCGGUGGCGGUGGCGGCGGCGGCUGCCCGGCGGGUGGCGGCGGGGUGCACCGAGCCCCGGCCUCUCUGGCUUGUCAGGCCCCCACGCGCCGCCUCCUACUGCUCCGGGGGGCCCAAGAUGGCGGGCCGGGGCCGCGGAGCGCAGAGGCCCAGAGGGCCUCCCGGGGCCUGGGCCCGAGCCUGAACCGGUUGGCGCCCAGGCCCGAUCACCGGAUCAGCAGCGGCGGCAGAGGCGGCGGCGCUGGCGGAGGAGGAGGAGGCAGNGGCGGUGGCGGCGGAGGCGGCGGCGGCGGCGGCGGCGGCAGCGGCGGCAGAGGCGGUAGCGACGACUUCUUCCUGUUGCUGCUUGACCCGGUGGGUGGCGAUGUAGAAACCGUGGGCACGGAGCAGGCCGGAGCGCCCGUGCGGAGGGAGGAGGCCGGGGCAGGCCCGAGGCCCGAGCGGCGCCAGAGCGCCGGGCCCCCAGCGGGCCGUCCCGAGCCGGGUCCCCGCUGUCUGUCUGCGGUCCCGGCCGCGUCCCCGCUUCCCGCGGCCGGCCCGGGCCCAGCGGCGGCGGCGGUGGCGGCGGCAGCGGCGGCCUUCGCGGGCACCAUCACCAUCCACAACCAGGACUUGCUGCUGCGCUUCGAGAACGGCGUCCUCACCCUGACCACGCCCCCGCUGCCCGCCUGGGAGCCGGGGGUCGCGCCGUUCCCGCAGCCGCAGCCGCCGCCGCAGCCGGGGGCGCUGAUCGCCCCGCAGGCCGCCGCCGCCGGGUUUCCGCCCGCCGCCGCCGCCGCCGCCGCCGCCGCCGCCGGGGCGCAGCUGGGCGACUGCCCCGAGCUGCCGCCGGACCUCCUGCUGGCGGAGCCGGCGGAACCCGCGGCCGGCCCGGCGCCCCCGGAGGAGGAGGCCGAGGCCCCGGCCGCCGCCGCCGCCGCCCAGAGCCCCCGCGGGCCCGCGGGCCCGGGCCCGGGCGUGGUGCUGUACCUGUGCCCGGAGGCGCAGUGCGGCCAGACCUUCGCCAAGAAGCACCAGCUGAAGGUGCACCUGCUGACGCACAGCAGCAGCCAGGGCCAGCGGCCCUUCAAGUGCCCGCUCAGCGGCUGCGGCUGGACCUUCACCACCUCCUACAAGCUCAAGCGGCACCUGCAGUCGCACGACAAGCUGCGGCCAUUCGGCUGCCCGGUGCAGGGCUGCGGCAAGAGCUUCACCACCGUCUACAACCUCAAGGCGCACAUGAAGGGGCACGAGCAGGAGAACUCCUUCAAAUGCGAGGUGUGCGAGGAGAGCUUCCCCACGCAGGCCAAGCUCAGCACCCACCAGCGCAGCCACUUCGAGCCCGAGAGGCCCUACCAGUGCGCGUUUUCGGGCUGCAAGAAGACCUUCAUCACGGUGAGCGCCCUGUUCUCGCACAACCGCGCCCAUUUCAGGGAACAGGAACUCUUCGCCUGCUCCUUCCCGGGCUGCAGCAAGCAGUACGACAAGGCCUGCAGGCUCAAGAUCCACCUGCGCAGCCACACCGGGGAGAGACCCUUCCUGUGUGACUUCGACGGCUGCGGCUGGAACUUCACCAGCAUGUCCAAGCUCUUAAGGCACAAGCGGAAGCACGAGGACGACCGCAGGUUCACCUGUCCCGUCGAGGGCUGCGGCAAGUCCUUCACCAGGGCCGAGCACCUGAAAGGCCACAGCAUAACCCACCUGGGCACCAAGCCCUUCGUGUGCCCCGUGGAGGGCUGCUGUGCCCGCUUCUCGGCUCGCAGCAGCCUCUACAUCCACUCCAAGAAGCACCUGCAGGACGUGGGUGCGUGGAAGAGCCGCUGCCCGGUCCCCACCUGUAACAAGCUCUUCACGUCCAAGCACAGCAUGAAGACCCACAUGACCAAAAGGCACAACCUCAGCCAGGACCUCCUGGCCCAGCUAGAAGCUGCCAACUCUCUCACGCCCAGCAGUGAGCUCACCAGCCAGGGGCAGAGCGAUCUCAGUGGGGCCGAGCUCGUGUCUCUGUUCUCGGAUGUGCCUGGCCACGGCUCCGCCGCGGUGCUGGACACGGCCUUGGUCAACUCUGGCAUCUUGACUAUUGAUGUGGCCUCUGUGAACUCGAGCCUCGCGGGAAGUCUCCCUGCGGACAAUAACAGCAGCAACCAUUCCUUGGGGCAAGCGGCCGAGCCUCGGGCCUUGAGGGGGGCCCCCAGUGACCUCCCCCAGAGUCUGGAUACCUCUCUCUUCUUCGGAACCUCGGUGGCUGGCUACCAGCACAGCCCCUUGGACAUGGACGAUGUCUCCGCCGGGAACGUGGGGCUCUUUGGCUCCUUGGCCCUGAAAAACUCAAGCCUGGAGCCGCAGGCUUUGACACCCAGCAAUAAGUUGACUGUGGACACGGAAGCUCUGACCCCCUCCAGCACCCUCUGUGAAAACAGUGUCUCCGAGCUACUGACCCCAGCCAAAGCCGAGUGGAACGUGCACCCCGAAUCUGACUUCUUUGGACACGAGGAAGAAACCCAGUUCGGAUUCUCCCACCCAACAGGAAGCCAUGGGUCUCAGAAAGACACAGAUCUUAUCACGGUGACCGGCACCCCGUUUUUGGUAUGAACCGACUCUGCCUGUACCCUGCCUGCCCUGUGGCUCACUUUUUUUGGUUGUUGUUGUUGUUGUUGUUGUUGUUUUAUCACACUCAAAUGUGAGAAUGUUCUGGAAGGAGUGCUUGCUUGCCUGCAGUUGUUUCUUGCCGCCUUGCAAAGGAACGCAUCUGUGGAUUACCAAUUUAGGGAUUUCAGUUCUCAUCUUGAGUCUGGGACUGAUAAGUUCUCUGACUGUGAGCAAGUCUCUUAACCGAGCUGAGCCUUAAUUCAUUAUUUAUAAAAGUAGCCUUUUUUUGUCUAGCUUAUUUCUGUUUCCUUCUAACUGCAUUUCAAUUUUUUUGUACACCUUUGGUGUAAUUUUUUAGAGUAUUUCAUAGUGGUUACAUAUGAAUCUCAUGUAAUGAAAAGGAUUGUGAUCCCUUUGAACAUUAAAUGAUCAGAGAUAGAGGAACUCGUGUUUUAACUUUUAACAUUUAUCUUACCUCCUUUUCACAAUAUCCAUUGUAUCAGUAGAGUGCAAAAAUGUUGAAUUUUAUGUGGUUGUUUGAUGUUUUCUCAGUCUUCUUAUGUUGUCUUUCUGUAGAAGUUUUUUUUUUAAGAAAAAUAUCAGGGAUUUGAUAUAUUACAAGCAUAUUCUAAAAUAUUGCCUCGUUACCAUUGAACAAGUGGCCUUAUACUAGUCAUUUAGUCCUGCCAAGCCUUACUCUGCUAGCUUUACAGUGCUGAUAGAAAUGCACAUUAUUCUCAUGCAUAUUGGAUCUAUUGAUGCUUGAGAUUGUUACUGAAGGGAAAAUAUAUGCUUGGGCUUUUCUGAAUCUUCUUUAGUUGUUUGUUUGUUUCUUUCUUUCUUUCUUUCUUUUUUGCCUCCUUGUGUCCCCUCUUCAAGUCCUAGAGUACACAAGAUAGGAAACACAUAUAUCAUAGUUUUCAGCCAAUAAUAGUUUAUAAGUAUUAUGCAUAGAUGGGAAUUUAUUCCUUCCACAAUUUCUUGAGGAAUUUUUCUUUACAGAGUUCUCAUUUAACACUGUUCACUGUUUUAUUCGUCCACUUAACUGGUGUCUGCUCUGGAUCAAAGCCAGCUCUUGGCCUGACUCUACUAUUCUGAUAGAAUUUGGAAAUGGACCAGAAGGUAAUAUUCAUUUCUUUUUCCUGGUGACCUCAUUUGUAGCCCUCUCUGGAAUGAGAGGUUUGCUAUGUAUUUUGAAAUAGAAAUAUUGUCAAUCUUAGCAUGAGUGUAGCAUUUUAUGAUUUAUAUAGAAAAUUCAUAUCUAAUAUAUUUGAUCAUCAUAAUCUUGAUGAGAAAUUGUAAACUCAAACUGAUACUAAAACUUUCCUGAUGUAAAUUGAUUUCAUUUGGUAAAUAUUAAUUAUUUCUAUAUGUGUAGUUCACAUCAAAGAGGAAAUAUUUCUACCUCUCCCAUUCUGCUCUUCUGAAUUCCAUAAUCACUUUGUUAAUGAGCAAUCCUUUUGUUGUGCCUAUGGAUAUCCUUGUUCCCUUCUGCUUUUUCUGCCCCCAUUCCUGUAGUUCCUUAUAUAUGCACACCAGUCUGUGCUAUGCCUCUACUUUUUUCUCUAAUUUUUCACUUCUUUUUGGUCACUCUUUUCUCUCACAUGAUCUAUUUUUUUAGUCACAAUAAUUAUUACAGUCUGUAUGCACCACGAUGGUAUUUUCUGGAUUCAGCUUACAAGUGUGUUUACAGGAGGCAGAUGUUAAUGGAAACACUUUAUCCUAUAAGAUCUGAUGACAAGUACCUCUUUAAAUUUGUUUGCCAUGUUUUCUACUAGAAAAGAGUUAUUUUGAAAUACUCAAAUUCAAUACUGUUUUUUUGUGAGGACACUUGAAGAAAACACUUUUUUAUAGUACUUUGGCAAUAUAUAAUUUGCCACUUUGAAGUACAUUACAUACUACUACCUUUAUAAUUUUUAUAUUGUUUCAACCCAUUUAGUAAAAAGGUAAUAAAAGUACACAUUAACUUUUAAUUUAAAGUAGUGUUCAGAAUUUUAGUAUGUCCAAGCUUCAAGAUUAUUAUUGACUUAGCACUUUGAAAAGAUUUUAAAGACUAUGUUAGAAAUGCAUUUUCAUGAGUUAAACAUUUCUCAUUUUAUUCUUCAAGGAAUGCAAAGACCUGAGGUAAACACAGACUUUAUAAGCAUUAUUAAGAUAAUAGAUCCAUAAAGGUAUUUUAAACUGUCACUUAUGUUGUUGUCUUUCUGAUUUCUCUCCAUACCAUUGCCCUAGCAUGAAUGACUGUAAUGUAAUUACAGUGACUACACGUGACAACACAUAUAAUGGCCAUACUUCUGGUGAUAUAAAUUUGACAUUUUUUAAAUGAUGUCUUGAUUUCAUUUUAUCUCCUUUGCCUUUUGUGUUUCUGUAGUCUUUCUUGAUUUAUUAAGAUUUUCUAAUUGUAUUAAUAACAAAAUGCAUUAUAUGAAGAUUGUUUUCAAAGGGCCUUGUUUAGCCUUUUGAUCAUGUAAAAUAUGUUAAUCUUGCUAUAACUUGAUAUUUCAGUUACUUAAUAUUGUACUGUUAAAUAACUGAAAGUCUUGAGUAUUAUAAAUAAAACUUGAUGGAUUUUUAUGUCAUCUGUCAGGAAAUUUUCCAUCCUGGAAAAAAGGAUUAUAGUGUAACAGGAUAUUUAGAAUAUUAGCUCUCUGGAGUUAUUCAUAAUCCAUUAGUAUUAAACCUAUUUAAUAAUGCAAAAAAUAACUUAUGGACCUUACCCAAAAUAUGUCAUAAUUGAAAUGUAAGACUGGACUAAAUUGUAUGUGUAUAUUGCUUUUGAAAAAUACAGGUUCUUUUCCUUUACUUUUUUUAAGGGAGAAAGGGUUUAUUUAUUCUCAUAGUUCUGUAGCACUUUCUAUAAUACUGGAGAGAUUACAGCAGCAGGAACUUCAGGGAUGUGAGCACAUUAGAUACGUAGUCAAGAAUAGAGAGAAUAACAAAUGGAUGUGUGCUCAUCUUAAGCUUUCACUCUCCACCCCAGCCACAACUAUGAUGGGACUCCUACAACAAUUAACAGCAUCAAAAUAAUCCCCUACAGGGCCUAGAGGUCAUCGUUCUGGUGAUGUUAGAUUUUGUUCAGUUGAGAAUGAAUACUAAUCAUUACAGUAUGCAUUCUACAAAGUUCAGGGAUGAAAGAUCUCUUAUAACUGUGCUGCUUUAUGAUGUACAAAGUUCUCAUAAAUAGUUCCUGUUAUCAUCUUCAUUUUACAUUUGAGAAAUAUGAAAUGCUAGGAAGUUUGUGUGAUUUUCCUAAAAUCAUAAUUUUACAAGUGGUUGGGUUUGGUGUAGUUGAAAAAUUCGUCCAGAAUCCUGAUGAUACUUUAAGCAUACUACACAAUUAUAAUGUGAUGAGAGGCAGAGACCUAGACAUGUCAGUCUCAAAUCUGAAUUUGUGUACUACAAUAGACUAUUUCCUUGAUUCUUAAUCACCCCUGGAAUUGUUCUAGAAAUACUUGCAACAAUGGCUAUAAGAAGAGUAUUUCAAAACCUUCCAGAUCUGUUCAGUGAUCCAGAAAGAUGUUUUAAGAAUACAUAUCCCCCAGCCGGGCGUGAUGGCACACGCCUUUAAUCCCAGCACUUGGGAGGCAGAGGCAGGAGGAUUUCUGA